This is a messenger RNA of Odobenus rosmarus divergens (Pacific walrus), 7054 nucleotides long. It is a transcript of the gene FREM1, whose product is annotated as FRAS1 related extracellular matrix 1. Lineage: Eukaryota; Metazoa; Chordata; Mammalia; Carnivora; Odobenidae. The record is from RefSeq and is a predicted model, not a curated record. Gene Ontology annotation, cellular component: membrane. The coding region runs from base 1 to 6534 and encodes 2177 amino acids. Gene Ontology annotation, biological process: cell communication. The transcript is spliced from 36 exons.
AUGAGCGCUCUGACCUGGGGUGGGCCCAGUGCUUUGCCCCUGCUGUUGCUCCUAGGCUGGGCCGGUGCCACCUUCAUCAGCCUUAACCGUGGGCUCAGGCUGCUGAAGGGCAGCUCUGCCUACCUGUCGGGAGAUGACCUGAAGUUUACCAUCCCCAAAGAAAAAGAUGCUUGCAAAGUGGAAGUUGUGAUGAACGAGCCAAUGACUCAAAGGGUUGGGAAACUCACCCCACAGGUCUUUGACUGCCAUUUCCUUCCCAAUGAAGUAAAGUAUAUUCACAAUGGUUGCCCGAUUCUUGAUGAAGACACAGUGAAGCUUAGAUUGUACAGAUUUACUGAGACAGAUACCUUCACGGAAACCUUUAUCCUGCGGGUCUAUCUCCUGGAACCCGACUGUAACAUCAUCCGUAGGAGUAACAAUGUCCUGGAGGUGUCUGAAUUCUAUGGCCUGUCCAGAGCCAUUGAUAAGAACCUGCUCAGAUUUGAUUAUGAGAGGACAGCCGGCCUGGAGUGUACAGUCAGGCUGGAUCCUGUGGGAAGCCGGCUGCCAGCCCAUGGUCAGAUGGUCCUUCUGGAACCUCGGCCAGAAAAACCUCGUGGAGAUCAGCCACACAGUUUUUUCCCGGAGUCUCACCUGGGAACAGAGCUGAGGUGUCCAGGUGGAAGCUGUGCCCUGGGACUGAAGAAAAUGGGAAGUGUCAAUGUGAGCUGUGAGGAGUUCUUGCUGAUGGGGCUUCGUUAUCAACACACGGAUCCCCCUUCUCCCAACAUUGACUACAUCUCUAUCCAGCUGGACCUCACAGAUGGCAGGAGCAAAAUCGUAUACAAGUCAGAGAGUGCGUGGUUGCCCGUCUAUAUCAGAGCUGGCUUUCCUAAUCAGAUUCCAAGGGCCGCGUUCAUGGCCAUGUUUAUUCUGGAAGUGGAUCAGUUCAUCCUGACCUCCUUGACUACAUCCGUCCUGGACUGUGAAGAGGAUGAGACCCCUAAGCCCUUGCUGGUGUUCAACGUUACGAAAGCCCCGCCCCAGGGCUACGUGACUCAUCUGUGGGAUCACACCAGACCGGUCUCCUCGUUCACCUGGAAAGAUCUGAGUGACAUGCAGAUAGCCUACCAGCCACCGAACAGCAGCUAUUCUGCGCGGAGACAUUACGAGGUGGAGGUGGAGGUUUAUGACUUCUUCUUCGAAAGGAGUGCACCUAUCACUGUCCACAUCUCCGUCAGAACAGCGGAUACAAAUGCCCCCCGAGUGUCCUGGAACACAGGUCUGAGUCUUCUAGAGGGGCAGUCUCGGGCCAUCACUUGGGAACAGUUUCAGAUUGUCGACAAUGAUGACAUCCAUGCUGUCCAGCUGGUCACCGUGGGCGGCCUGCUGCAUGGACGGCUUACACUAAGAGGCGGGAAAGGAUUUCUCUUCACUGUGGCUGACCUUCAGGCUGGAGUUGUUCGCUAUCAUCAUGACGACAGUGACUCCACCAAAGACUUUGUGAUCUUCAGGAUAUUCGAUGGCCAUCACAGCAUCCGCCAUAAGUUUCCCAUCAACAUCUUGCCCAAAGAUGACAGUCCCCCGUUCCUCAUAAGCAACAUUGUGAUUGAACUGGAGGAGGGGCAGACCAUACUGAUCCAGGGUUCCAUGCUGAGAGCAUCAGACAUGGACUCCAGUGAUGACUACAUCUUCUUUAAUAUCACGAAACCUCCUCAGGCUGGAGAGAUCAUGAAGAAGCCAGGGCCAGGGCUGAUAGGCUAUCCUGUGCCUGGCUUCCUUCAGAGGGAUCUAUUUAAUGGCAUCAUUUACUAUCGUCACUUUGGUGGAGAGAUCUUUGAAGACUUUUUUGAAUUUGUCCUGUGGGACAGCCAUGAACCUCCAAAUCUCUCAGUGCCACAGGUGGUGACCAUCCAUAUCACUCCAGUGGAUGACCAGCUUCCAAAAGAGGCUCCUGGAGUUUCUCGGCAUUUGGUUGUCAAGGAAACGGAGGUGGCCUACAUAACUAAGAAACAUCUACAUUAUAUAGAUACAGAAUAUGACAGGGAGCUUCUCUACAUGAUAACGACACCUCCGUUUUUCUCUUUCGGCCACAGACAUCUGGAUGCUGGGAAAUUGUUUAUGGUCGAUAGCAUUCCAAAGCUGACCAAAAAUCCUGCAGCCCCGGGGCUGAGAUCAUUCACUCAGCAUGCUGUGAACCACAUGAAAGUGGCCUACAUGCCACCCCUGCAAGAUAUAGGCCUCCAUCCGCGACAUGUCCAGUUUGCCUUUUCCAUCAGUAACCAACAUGGUGGCACUUUGCACGGGAUCUGCUUUAACAUUACAAUUCUUCCAGUGGACAAUCAAGUUCCUGAGGUGUUUACCAAUCCCCUGAGAGUGACUGAGGGAGGUCAAUGUGUCAUCAGCACAGAGAACGUCCUGGUUUCUGAUAUGGAUACCAAACUGGACAACAUCUGCCUCUCCCUACAAAGACUGCCUCAGUGUGGAAGGGUGGAGCUGGAUGGAUUUCCUCUAAACACAGGAGGCACAUUUUCUUGGGGAGACCUCCGUGCCUUAAAAGUUAGGUAUCAGCAUGAUGGAUCUGAGAGACUUCAGGAUGACAUAUUUUUGGAGGUCACAGAUGGCAUGAAUUCAGCAGAAUUUGUUCUACAUGUUGAGGUAUUCCCUGUAAAUGAUGAGCCACCAAUCCUAAAGGCUGACCUCAUCCCCAUGAUGCAUUGCUCAGAGGGCGAAGAGGUGGUCAUCACCUCUGAAUACAUUUUGGCUACUGAUGUGGACAGUGAUGACUUGAAGCUGAUGUUUGUGAUUGCUCGAGAGCCUCAGCAUGGUGUGGUGAGGAAAGCUGGAGUCACAGUGGAUCAGUUCUCUCAGGGAGAUGUCAUCUCAGGGGCUGUGACAUACAAACACACGGGUGGUGAGAUUGGCCUGGUGCCUUGUUUUGAUGCCAUUACAUUGGUGGUUUCGGAUGGAGAAGCUGGCCCUUCUGUGAAUGGCUGUUGCUACAAUGGGCCUCAUCCAUCUGUUCCUCUUCAUGAGUCCUUUCCAGUGUAUGACCUCAAUAUCACGGUACAUCCAGUGGACAACCAAUCACCUUCAAUUGCGAUAGGUACCAUGUUCGUGGUAGAUGAGGGUUUCUCUGCAGCCGUUACCAUUAACCAUUUGUCCGCCACUGACCCUGACACUGCAGCAGACGACUUGGAAUUUGUUUUGGUUUCUCCUCCCCAGUUUGGCUACCUUGAGAACACGCUUCCUUCUGCAGGUUUUGAAAAAAGCAAUAUGGGCAUAAGCAUAGCUUCGUUCCGGUGGAAAGACAUGAAGGCUUUGCAUAUUAACUAUGUGCAGGCCAAGCAUCUGAGGAUGGAACCAACAGCUGACCAGUUCAUGGUGUAUGUCACAGAUGGGAAGCGACGCUCCUUGGAGAUACCAUUUUACGUUAUCAUCAACCCCACGAAUGAUGAAGCUCCUGACUUUGUAGUGCAGAAUAUUACUGUGUGUGAGGGUCAGAUGAAAGAACUGGAUUCCUCCAUCAUCAAUGCUGCUGAUCUAGAUGUUCCCAAGGACCCUUUGCUGUUCAGCAUCACUCAUAAACCACGCCAUGGCCUCCUCAUCAAUGGGGUGCUUAGCAAAGACUUUCCUCAAAAUAAGCAGCCUGUGAACCCUGGUCAGAAGCAUGAACUUGUUCAGAACUUUUCCUUGGAACUUCUCAAGAAUGGACUGAAGUUGAUGUAUGUGCAUGAUGACUCAGAGAGCCUUGCUGAUGACUUUACAGUCCAGUUGUCAGAUGGGAAACAUAAGAUAUUAAGAACGAUUUCAGUGGAGAUCACCCCAGUUAAUGAUGAGAAACCAAUGCUGAGCAAGAAGGCUGAAAUUACAGUGAAAAUGGGUGAAACUCGUAUUAUUUCUAGUGCCAUUCUUUCAGCCAUAGAUGAAGACUCACCCAGGGAGAAGAUUGACUAUUUGUUUGAAAGCCUUCCCCAAAAUGGGCAGCUUCAACUUAAGAUAGGGAGGAACUGGGUCCCUCUCUACCCUGGCAUGAAAUGCACUCAAGCGGAAGUGGAUCUGAACUUGCUCAGAUACACACACACCGGGGCGAUGGAUUCCCAGGACCGAGACAGCUUCACCUUCUACCUCUGGGAUGGUGACAACAGAUCACCAGCAUUUGACUGUCACAUCACCAUCAAGGAUAUGGGAAAAGGUGAUAUUGUCAUCCUUGUGAAACCGCUGGUGGUGUCUAAAGGUGACCGAGGUUUCUUGACGACCACCACUCUCCUUGCUGUGGAUGGAACAGACAAACCCGAGGAACUGCUCUAUGUCAUCACCUCCCCUCCGCGGUAUGGCCAGGUUGAGUAUGUCCGCUAUCCUGGAGUCCCCAUUACAAGCUUCAGCCAAAUGGACAUAGCAGGACAGACAGUCUGCUAUGUACAUAAGAGCAAGGCAGCUGUCUCCCGUGACACCUUCAGAUUCCUCGUCAGCAACGGCCUGCAGACCAAACACGGGGUGUUUGAGAUCACCCUGGAGACCGUGGACAGAGCCUUACCUGUGGUGACCAGGAACAGGGGGCUGAGACUGGCCGAAGGCGCCACAGGCCUGCUUUCCCCUGACCUCCUCCAGCUGACCGACCCUGACACCCCAGCAGAGAAGCUCACCUUCGUGGUGGCCCGGCUCCCACAACAAGGCCAGCUUUACCUGCGGGGGGCGGAGCUACUUCAACACAGCUUCACUCAGCGGGAUGUGGACAGCGGGCACGUGGCCUACCGGCACCUGGGGGGGGGCUCCCGGGUUGACUGCUUUACCUUUGCGGCCUCAGAUGGGACAAACCAAGGCUUUGUUGUGGAUGGGAGAGUGGGCCAAGAGCCUGUGUCAUUCACCAUCCAGGUUGACCAGUUGGACAAAACAGCCCCCUACAUCACACACUUGCAUUCCCCUUCUCAAGUGGGGCUCCUAAAAAAUGGCUGUUACGGGAUUUACCUUACUUCCCACGUGUUGAAGGCAUCAGACCCUGACACCGAUGACGAUCUGAUCAUCUUUAAGAUUUUACGAGGUCCCCAACAUGGACAUCUGGAGAACACAACAGGUGAAUUUAUCCAUGAGAAAUUUAUCCAAAAGGACUUAAACAGUAAGACCAUUCUUUACAUCAUAAACCCAUCUUUGGAAGUGAAUUCAGAUAUCAUGGAAUUUCAAAUCAUGGACCCCACAGGGAACUCUGCGACUCCUCAAAUUUUGGAACUGAAGUGGUCUCACAUUGAAUGGUCACAGACUGAAUAUGAGGUCUGCGAGAAUGUGGGCAUGUUGCCCUUGGAAAUUACCAGACGAGGAUAUUCCAUGGACUCAGCCUUCGUGAGUGUAAAGGUCAACCAAGUGUCAGCUACAGUUGGAAAAGACUUCACUCUGACUCCAUCUAAACUGAUUCAGUUUGACCCAGGAAUGUCAACUAAGAUGUGGAAUAUAGCAAUUACCUAUGACGGUUUAGAGGAAGACAAUGAGGCCUUUGAAGUAAUUCUGAACUCCCCUGUGAAUGCGGUUCUUGGCACAAAGACAAAAGCUGCAGUGAAAAUUUUGGACUCAAAAGGAGGGCAGUGCCAUCCUUCACAUUCCUUCAACCCCAACAAGCACAACGCACGGGAGAAGGGCGUUUGGCACCCACUGUCCCCAGGGUCUUCCUCACCCACCACUUCUGGUUCCUUUCAUCUGGAAAGAAGACCCCUUCCAUCUAACAAGCAGCCGGCAGUCACUAGGGGAGACAUCCGACAGGGCUUUGAGUCUCCAGAUCUUUCUCGUAUGAAGCUUAGGACCCGGGGGAAUGGCAAAAUGGUUCUUCCAUCCUCUGUUCAUAGAAAUGGAACCGACAUCAUCUAUAAUUAUCACGGAACGGUUUCCCUGAAGCUGGAGGAAGACGGCUCUCCAUCUCACAAACGGAAGGCCAAAAUAUCCAUUAUUCGUCAGCCACAAAAGACAAGCAAAGAGGCAGAGCUGCCUCAGGCAGAUAAGGUAGAAUCCACAACCGACUCACACUUCCCCAGACAGGACCUGCUGCCCUCAUUUCCAAAGAACUGCACACUGGAAUUAAAGGGCCUUUUCCACUUCCAAGAAAGCCUCCGAAAGCUAUACAAGUGUGAUGGGGUUACGUGGAAAGCUUGGAGCCCCCAAAGCGAGGAGGUAGAAGGUAAAUCCUGCCCAGCUGGUUGGCACCAUCACUCAGGCUACUGCCACUCCCUGAUCACAGAGCAGAAAGUCACCUGGAACACAGCUGCCCAAGCUUGCAAGGAACAUCACCUGGGCAGCCUUGUAACCAUUGUCUCUAGACGGCACAUGCGAUGGCUCUGGGACAUCAGUGGAGGGAAACCCUUCUGGAUAGGUUUGAAUGACCAAGUGCGUGCUGGCCACUGGGAGUGGAUCGGCGGGGAACCUGUCACCUUCACCAACUGGAGGAAAGGGCCCCCUCAACGUUUAAAGCGUGGCAAGAACUGCGUUUUGGCUCAGAGACAAGGGAAGUGGCAAACACAGGACUGUAGGAAGGGCAAGGCUCACAAUUACGUGUGCUCCAGGAAACUCUAAACGUAACUGGCCUCACAGGUGCCCACCUGGGAUUUCUUACCUAUUUAUUCACAGGAUUUGUGCAUAUUGUUCAAUACAAAACAAGGUGUCAUGACUGACUUAGUAAUUUUUUUUUAUCAUGGUAUAUGAGUGAUUCUAUCUAGUAAAAAAGGAACAUUGAUGAAUAGUUCCAGGAAGAUUGAUCAAUGAGCAUUUUUUCAGGAAGAGAUACAAUUCUUACAUCUUAGUACCUUUCAAAACAAAUGCCUGAAGUAUUAUAUGGUACAAGAUGUGCGUACUCCUACCCUGACCCCACUCCGUAUCUGAGUUCACACCAAGUUCAUGGUCCUUGGAUUGUUUUUGUCCCAAGACCUCAUGUUUUUGUCCCAUUCUGAAAUCUGUCCUGCAGGUGUUUGUACCACUUCAGUCUGAGGAAAGCUGACCCUACCAGCUCAUUAAAUCACAGAUGAACAGCAAAGGGUCAUUUUGUCCCUUUGGAGCCCUUUCGAAUGUGAAACCUGAGAUAAGAGGCUUGUAGAUA